Fonticula alba is the source of this 4112-nucleotide messenger RNA. RefSeq lists its product as hypothetical. Lineage: Eukaryota; Rotosphaerida; Fonticulaceae. The transcript has 9 exons. The coding region runs from base 103 to 4098 and encodes 1331 amino acids. The record is from RefSeq and is a predicted model, not a curated record. Gene Ontology annotation, biological process: mitotic chromosome condensation. Gene Ontology annotation, cellular component: condensed chromosome; condensin complex.
CUCCAUCCUCCCACCAUCUCUUCAAUCUCUGCCCCCGCCUCCAUCCCUUCGACACCGCUUGUGCACACAGACUCUCCCCUCGCCCCCUCCCCCCGACACAACAUGGCUCCCAGGCGCAAGGCGGUUGAGACCGCCGUCGCCCCCGAGCCGCCGACUGCCGAGACGUCGACCGCUCCUCCCACCCCGACGGCCCUCGCGCCCGAGCCCCUCUCAGCCGAGCAGCUGGAGAUCCAACAGCAGCUGGCCUGCUUGCGGAGCCCGCUCGGCCAGGCUGUCAGCCAGAUUCUGCAAGAUGCCCAAGUGUCGGCAGCGAACUCCCGGCGGGCGCUGCACCUCCUGCGAGCGGAGCAUGUUACCCACGGCACUGAGGCCUUCAUGGAGGUCAUGUGUGUGCUGCUGCUGCGAGUGCUGUCGAUCCGGCGGCGCGAGGCCUCGGUCGAGCGCCUGGUCAAGCUGUUUGCCAAUUACGGCGAGUUUCUCCAGAAGCGUAGUCGUGUGGCGCAGGACGCCAGCCAGUCAGUCGCCGAGGAUGGCGAAGCCCGGCCCCCGGCCAAGACGGCCGACCGCCGCUCCAAGCGUCUGCGUGAGGAGGACCAACUUCACUACACCCUGGGCACUGAAUACAAUGAGGCGCUGUUGCGCUUCCUUCUGCGCGGUGUGGACUCCCGCAAUAAGCUCAUCCGCUUUCGCAUCUGCCAGCUAUGCGUGUAUCUGAUCGUCAACAUCAGCGACCUGGACCCUGACCUGUAUGAGGAAGCGCUCGACCGGGUUGGCGCGCGGACGAACGACGUGGAUUCGCUCGUGCGCAUCCAGUCGGUGUACUUCCUGUCCAAUUUCCAGGGGAGUGUCCUUGACGAUGACAGCGGGAAUUUGGCCCCGCCCCCUCUGUCCCGGAGCAUCUCCAUGAGCGGGGCCAUCUUGGACAACACCGAGGACCCGGAGGAGGACCUCAUCAUCCGGCGCUUCUCCGAACUCAUUCGCGUGGAUCAGAGUGGAUCCGUGCGCAAGGCCGUCCUUGACAACAUCGACCGGACGCCGCGUAACUCCCAUGUCAUCGUGGAGCGUAGUCGUGAUGUGGACCCUCGCGUGCGGCGGUACCUCUUCCGCCGGAUUGUCCCCCAGAUUGAGGUGACCUUCUUUUCGCCCAAGCAGCGCGUGGUGCUGCUGGGCAAUGGUCUACGCGAUCAGGAUGAGACCAUUCGCAAGGCUUGCUCCCUGGCCUUGAAUGGCUGGAUUCGUGGCCACUACAAGUCCAACCUCCUGUCGUUCCUCUCGGACUUUGAUGUGCUCGAGCACGCUGACACCCUGUCCCUCGCCUUGCGGGCCUUCUUCAACGCCAACCCAAGUGUUGUCAUGCCCAUUGAUACCCUGCUGCGGAGUCCGGUCCCCGACUCGGCUCUCCUAGCGCGGGCUUUCUGCGAGCACAUCUCAGAGAAGCCCUCGCCGCGUUAUGACGAAGCGGUUCCCGAGUUGACGCGCGUGGCCACGGCCCUCAUGCAGGUGUUCAUGCGAAUCCUGACCCUGUGUGCGGAUCCCAGCCAGCAGGCCGCCACCAUUGCCAGCCUGGUCAUCACGGACCCCUUCAGCACGGAGGAUGACCCGGCCGUUGAGGGGGGGGCUGGCGAUGGCCCGCCACUGGCGGCCGGCGGGGAUUUCAGCCCGCGGCCGAGCUCGGCCGGUGACUUGUCGGCGCUGUCGACCCCAGGUCGGGGCAGUGUCCCGGGCUCCCCGGCACUCGGGAAUCCCGGCCUCGGAUCGCCAACUACCCCGAUGGACGUCCAGCGCCGGUCCAAGCGCCUGGCCAAUGCCGAGACCCAGAGCAGCGCCCGUCGGCAUGGGUUGCGUUCGCCGCCGGCCGCCCCGGCCCUGUCCCCCUCGUCGGCGGUCACCGAGUUGGCCCAGUUGUCCUUCUGCUAUCACCAGCUGCUGCUCAUUUGCAAUACCCUUGACACUUCGGAUGAGGUGGGUCGCAUGAACAUGAUGAGUCUCCUGGGGAAGAUUAUUGUCCAGCCGACCCUUUCCAGCAGUCUCUGGACCCCGACGGUUAAGUCCAUGUGCAAGCUCCAUGUGACCGAGCUGGACUUCGUCGACAAUUGUGUCGAGCUCAUCCAUUCGAUGCUGCGUUUCUCUGCCGAGAGCCCGAUCCUGGAGCCCAUCUUCCUGGAAAAGAGCCUCACCCUGUAUCGCGACGCAUUGCGCCUGAUCAAUACGCCGCUGUUCGAGCUUCCCGGCGCGGUGGACAUGCUGAAUGACUUUGUAAAGUGCCACACCCUGUCGGGGGAUCCCAAGCUGCGUGUGCUGGCCUUCGAGUCCUAUGGCGCGGCGGCCCUGCUGGAUGUGCACCUGGCGACGGAAAUGUUCGCCAGCUUUGCCGAGCUGGCCCGUGCCACCGAGGAGUCCAUUGAGGCUCGGCAGACCGGUGUAUUCGCCUGCUUUGACAUUUUGCUGACGCAUCGAGAUGCACUGGUGCACCCGCCAUCGUAUGCUCCGGCGGUCGAGGACAGUGGCGAAACCAAUGGCCUGCUCUCGGACGGUGCUGCCGGGGCUGACCAGAAUGUUGUCAGUGUGCAGAAUCCCUUCCUGGACAUGCUGCAUUUGUUUGAGACCCUGUACGACGAGUACCACCACCAGUCGGAGGGGAUUCCCGAGCUGGCGCGGGGGUCGUACACGGCGCAGGACACCCUCGUCCGGCAUCCUGACACCCAAGCAUCGCCGCUGGCACUGGAGCGGUAUGAUCGGCGGGUGGCCCUGGCCGAGGGAAUCCCCGCGCGGGAACUCUGCAAUGCCACGGCCCAGGGCCUAUGUCGUGUGUUUGCCUGGGAUGUGGUUGGCGAGGCGGCCCUGCCCCUGUUUGCCACCAUCAUCGCGCGCCUGCUGGAGUUGGCACAGCACACGCACCCCCUGGCAAGCUUGGCCAGCCUGGCGGGUGAUUCGGUGGGCACUUUGGCCGAGUCGGCGGCCCCCAAGCGCCGCACCGCGCGUGGGCGCAAACGUGCCACCGAAGCCGACGACACCCUGGAAGCCGGGCCCGAGGUCAAGGGCGAGGAUGUGCCGGCUGGAGGUGCACCUGUGGCCCCGGCCGAUGGCGUGCCCGGGUCGAAGCUUCCCCCGGUGGAUGGUCUUGUCCUGUUCACGGAUAAGACUCGCAGGUGGCUGUCCUCCGUGUCGAGCGAGGUGGCUCUCCUGCUGCCGGCGGUGCCGGGCCCAACCGGGACGGCUCGGGGUCGGGGCCGCGCGGGUCGGCGCGUGACGCGCCCGGCGGCCGAAACCCAGGCCGCCAUCGCUGCCGCUGAAGCCGAAGCCAUCGAGGCUGCUGCCGCCACACCAGGCCCGGAACCCACGACAGAGUUGGCCGUUGCUGCCACACCGGUCCCCGCGAGCCGGGAUGUCAGCCAUCGACCGCGCCCGGCCACUGCAGGCAUGCCCGGCGAAUCGCCUGCUCCCGGGGCUGGAUCUGUCCCUCGUGUUCCGCCGACCCCACGGUCUGGCGCCAUUGCGCCGGUUCCCCUGUCGCCCAUGUCGGCCAGCAUGUCGGCCACUUCGCCGCCGCGGCCGGGGUCCGGCGGCUUCCCGGCUCCAGGUCGACUGUCCUUCGGAAUGGCGGACCUAUCACCGAUCAUCGGGGGCAGUGCCGGCGGACAAUCGCCCUUCCGCCUGGAUCACCACUCCUUGGACCAGCCAAUGUCGCCGUCGGCCGUGGCAGCGGCUCUGGCUGGUGGAGCCCCUCUGCGGCCAGCCUCUCCCCUGGCUGGCGGCUCGAGUGAUCCCCGGCGGCCGAGCGGGCUGGCAUCAUCUUUGGGCAUGGCGGUCCCACCGUCCCCGGUCCCGGCGGGUGGGGCCACGCCCUCUCGACGUGUGGGUGCCUCGGAUUCGGCGACCGACCUUCACAUGAUGCUGCACCCGGGCCCGGGAGCGGCGCCGGCGAGUCCGACGACCAAGCGCGGCCGGCUGUCCGACCGGGCGGCCGCCCUAGUGGCCGAUCCUUCGGAUGAUGGGGGAGCUCCCAUUGACCCGGCGACUGACGAGGAUGACGAGAACAAUGAGCUGUCCCCGGCGAGCGGCACGCGCACGCGCAAGCGGCCGCGCCUCUCCGAGUAAGCGCCCCCCCCCCC